AUGAGGUCGUUCAAGCUUAUUCGCCUCUGGCUCCGCUUAUUGCUCGUUCUCUUGGCUACUCAAAUGGUAGUCACGGUUCGUCUAGACAACACUAAUGAAGCUAAAGUGGACGAGGAUGAUAUUCCCGGUACCGAUGAUGCAUUCAGAGCUUACAUGAAAAAUGCGACAAAUACCUUCUGCACUUGUGGAAUUAGUGUACUUCAGCGACGAUUCUGCAAUAAUGACUUCGCCAUUGUUGCUCGAAAGGUGGGUCCAAGUACGCGGUUCGUAGAAGAUCCAGAGUACGUGGGUAUGAAAUAUGCAGGGGUUGUCAUCCCAGUUGCCGUUGAUCAGGUAUUCAGGGGACCAAUGAAGGUAAACACGACUGUUAGCCUUCGUUACGUAAUGGGAUCAUUUUGUGGCGUAGAUCGUAACUCGAUUCCCGAAGAUGGUCAACGAUUUCUGAUUACUGGAUUUCAAUAUAAAUUUUUGAAACGUAAGAAAACAACUGGCGAACCUGAGGGAAUGGAACUAUUUUUAGUAACUUCUUGCAGCGAUUCAAUGAAAUUGGAAACACUGUCAGUAACUCAAACUGCCGGUGUGUUCCUAAAUCACUACUGCGGUGACACGUCUAUCACGAACCCCACAGUGUACCUGACUCAGAAUAAACCCAAAGACACCAGUACUUGCUAUUUCCACUUUUCCCAAGCAAAGUGCUUUAACAACGUGUUGGCAAAAAUACCGGUGGAACUGCGUGAAAUGGUCAAGGCUCACAAUGCCGCAGGUGUCUCCGACCAAGAUUUGUUUUACAAUUGCCUUUUCCAUGUAAAUCUUCCUCCCCCGUAA
Molecule: messenger RNA, 825 nt
Organism: Rodentolepis nana
Lineage: Eukaryota; Metazoa; Platyhelminthes; Cestoda; Cyclophyllidea; Hymenolepididae
Source: the annotation of a GenBank genome assembly